AAAAGAAACUAUAGUUUCACAGUGAGUCUAUUAAAGUCGGCUUAUCAAGCAUAUCCAUCGAUUUCGAAAAAAAAAUAGGAGUUAUGGGUGACUCCAUGGGGAUUAGAAACAUUCAAGUUCAGUGAACUGAAGUUCAGUUGCGUGUCACGAUGUCAUACUUUAGAGUUGCAUGGAGCCACAACGAUUCUCCUUCAAAAUAAGGCAUUAGGGCAAGAGAUAUUCCCUCUGCAAACUUAUUUAUAAUGCUAUAUUUCUUGCCUAAAUAUUUGUUUUUCAAUUUACGCAGAGGCCAAGAAAUAUUGAUGAAAGCAACGGUCAAAGUCAAUUUAAGGCCCUAAAAAAAAGACACCUAAAAACGCACGGAAAAUCCCGACAUGAUGAUCAAGACAUUUUCAAUUUUAUUGCCUCUUAAAUUCCUAAGUUUGCAAAUGCAGGUUGUAAUGUCGGAACAGAAGAUAUUUGAUAAUGCAGAUAUGCAAGAUAUGUGCCACAAGGAGAAAAUCAUCCCAGAUAUAAUUCAGUACCCUCCUUGUCAUUUGUUGAAGCUAAGAUGGGAGGAUAAUGUCACAGCUGAAUUGGGGAACAACUUGUUCAAAUACGAGGUGUUCCACGAGCCAACGUUGUAUUGGCCGCAUGAAGAGAACCUAUUUUAUACUAUAAUUUUUGUCGCCCCAGAUAUGCCCGACCCAAAUAACUGUACACAACGAGAGUACCAGUGUUGGGUGGUUGUAAACAUUCCUGGAAUUCAAGUGGAACACGGUCAAGUUUUGACUGACUAUAUUCCACCUCCGACGCCACUUGCUUACGGUUCUCAACGGUAUGUCUUCUUGGUUUAUAUCCAGCCAAAAGGAAACGUGUCAUUUUCGGAGGAUUAUCUCCCUCCAGUGCCAAAUGAUAUGGUGCGGCAAAACUUUUCGACUGCCAAGUUCACAAAAAAAUAUGCAUACGGAGUGCCGUUUGCAGCUAACUGGUUCCGAAUAAACUGGGGAUCAUUCAACAGAUCUUGAAUGCAAAUGCCUCUCAUCAAGAUUGUUCAAAGUUUUUUUCUCUUUUUUUGUGCAGUAUAAAAUAAGAAAAUGUAAAUUAUAUUUAGUGCGCAGAAAUAAAAAGAAAUAAAGACAUCGUUACAUCCUU
This is a messenger RNA of Bemisia tabaci, 1134 nucleotides long. The record is from RefSeq and is a predicted model, not a curated record. NCBI's taxonomy places the organism in Eukaryota, Metazoa, Arthropoda, Insecta, Hemiptera, Aleyrodidae.